CUAUGGUAUUAGUUUUUUACUAAUGAACUAGAUUCACUUGAAAUGUUAAGCUUGUCUUUUUAUCCUGAUAACAAAAUUGUCUCUGUUUUGGUAGCGCGAUACUGUUAGUGGAUUAAAUAUUUAGUUGUUAGGAGAGAGAAAAAUCGGUGAAAAUCAAAUCGUACUAAGGUACAUAUACAUGAUUGUAUUCACGAUUGCGGUAAAACACCAUCUGCUUGUCUUUUUAUUACUCAAUUAUAAAGCAGCUGCACACUGUGGCUCUGCCCUCCACCACAAAAACCCAAAAAACAGAAGCUGCACACUCUAAAAACUUUCGCGCCAAACUUGAGUAUGAACUUGGCCUUUUCUAUCGGCCUCUCUGCGAAGCCCAACCUUCCCUAUUUCCACUCUCUCCUAAAAUCUCACAGCGAAAGCAAAAAUCCUAAACAGGCACUGCUUCUUUUUCGCCAGUUGUUUGAGUACAAUUUGAAGCCCAAUGAUCUCACUUUCUCUCUGCUCAUUAAAUCCUGCACUUCUUCCUCCGCCUCGGGUUUUAAUUCAGUGAGCUCAAAACUAGAAGCAAAUCAGAUUCAUACCCACUUGCUGAAAUCAGGUGUCAAUCGAUAUGUAUAUGUGAGUACUGCUCUUCUUGAUUUGUAUAUGAAAUUGGGUUGUGUAAGGGCUGCCCAGAAGGUGUUUGAUGAUAUGCCUGACAGAGAUGUUGUCUCAUGGAAUGCGUUGAUUUGUGGGUUUUCUCGAAAUGGGUAUGCUUUUGAAGCGUUGAAUUGCUUUGUCCGAAUGUGUAGAGAGGGGCUUUGUCCUUGUCGGACGACUUUGGUUAGUUUGGUUCCGUCUUGUGGUAGGCAAGAGUUAGUUUUUCUUGGGAAAUGUGUUCAUGGGUUUGGAAUUAAGGCGGGCCUGGAUUCGGAUUCUAACGUGAAGAAUGUGCUUACCUCGAUGUAUGCUAAAUCUGCAGAUUUGGAGGCGGCGGAGCUCUUGUUUGAAGAGAUAGUUGACAAGAGUGUAGUUUCUUGGAAUACUAUGAUUGGCGCUUAUGGACAAAAUGGUUUCUUUCAUGAGGCAAUGCUUGUCUUUAAACAAAUGCAGGAGGAAAAUGUUCCGGCCAAUCUGGUGACCAUGGUAAGCCUCCUCUCAGCAAAUGCAAAUCCAGAGUCUACCCAUUGUCAUGCCCUUAAAACUGGUCAUGCAAAUGAUGCUUCUGUGAUUACUUCGCUAAUUUGUGAAUAUGCAACACGAGGGAACACAGAAUCCGGAAAACUGCUUUACAGGUCAUUGCCUCAGAAGAACUUGGUUUCCCUGACUGCAAUUAUUUCAAGCUAUGCUGAGAAAGAUAACAUAGCUCAGGUACUGGAAUGCUUUGCUCACUUGCAGCGGUUAGACAUGAAACUGGACGCAGUUUCUAUGGUUUGCAUCCUUCAUGGGAUAAAAGUCCCUGUUGAUAUUGGCCUUGGACUUGCUUUCCAUGGUUAUGGAAUAAAGAUUGGGCUGACGGCUGAUUCUUUGGUUGCAAAUUGUUUGAUAAGCAUGUACUCGAGGUUUGACAAGAUAGAAGCCGCUUUUUCUUUAUUCCUUGAUAUGCAAGCAAAAUCGUUGCUUACUUGGAAUUCUUUGAUAUCGGGAUGUGUACAAGUGGGAAGGUCAAGUGAUGCCCUGGACUUGUUUCUCCAAAUGAAAAUGUCCGGAUAUAGUCCAGAUAGCAUCACUGUUUCUAGCUUACUAUCUGGGUGUGGCCAAAUUGGGUACUUGCGAUUUGGGGAGAUACUUCAUAACUAUGUCCUCCGAAACAAUCUUGAAGUGGAAGAUUUUGUUGGAACCGCUCUUAUAGACAUGUACACCAAGUGUGGAAGAAUAGAGCUUGCUGAAAGGGUGUUUAAGAGCAUCCAAGAACCAUGUUUGGCAUCGUGGAACUCAAUCCUCUUGGGUUAUAGCCACUACGGGUCAGAACAUAGAGCUCUUGCUUGCUUCUUGAAAAUGCAAGAGCAGGGGAUAAUGCCCGAUAAUAUCACUUUUUUGGGAGUUUUGGUUGCUUGUACUCAUGGAGGUUUUGUUGAGGAGGGAAGAAAAUAUUUCCAAAUAAUGAGGGAAGAGUUCAAUAUAGUGCCACGCUUGCAACACUGCGCUUGCAUGGUUGGUCUCUUUGGCCGCGCGGGCUUCUUCCAGGUGGCAUUGGUUUUCAUCAGAGAUAUGGAGAUGGAGCCCGACUUCGCAGUGUGGGGAGCCUUGCUGAAUGCUUGUUGCAUCCACCAAGAGGUGAAGCUUGGGGAGUACAUAGCCAAAAAGUUGUUUCUCUUGGACAGUAAAAGUGGCGGGUUCUUCGUGCUGAUGUCAAAUCUUUACGCGGUUAAAGGGAUGUGGGACGAUGUAGCUAGGGUGAGGGAGAUGAUGAGAGAGACCGGAGGGGACGGUUGUUCAGGAGUGAGUGUUAUUGAGACGAAUGUAAGUUUGUGCUUGAAUAAACCUAGUUUGAAUACAAAUUUUGGGCAGAUUCUGUUUAUAUAAUCAUCUCUAGACCUGAUUUUGGUAUCACCAUUA
Molecule: messenger RNA, 2532 nt
Organism: Pyrus x bretschneideri (Chinese white pear)
Lineage: Eukaryota; Viridiplantae; Streptophyta; Magnoliopsida; Rosales; Rosaceae
Product: pentatricopeptide repeat-containing protein At2g04860
Biological process (GO): RNA modification
Molecular function (GO): protein binding; RNA binding
Source: RefSeq, a predicted model, not a curated record